AGCUUAAUCGCGCUAUGAGAUGGACCAAGCGAAUGAGAUAGGAAGCGGGCCGGCAGACGACGAACAGGAUAGCUUCAACGACAUGAUCCCAAAAGUACAAUAGUGGAACACUCUCGCCCUGCGCCAAUUUCACUCGGCCAUGUAACAUUGGUUGAGGUUCGUUCCUCUCUCACAAAAUCACCCCGCAGUGAAGACAACUUGGACCUUUUUAAACUGGUCUGAAUUUUGCCUUUUUUUUCAUUUUUCUGCUUUCGUUACGCCCAAUUCCCUCUCUCGUUCUGUCGCUCCGCUUCUCCCCGUCCUCGCCUCAUUCCUCUCCCUCUCAACCACCGAGCAUCCAAAUUCAUGAUGCACCACGAACCGGACGCAAAGAUGUUCGACCCGGCGACGCAGAAGAAGACGGUCGACUCCGGGGCCCCGGCCUCUGACAUCGAAGACACCUCCGUCAGCUCGGCAAAAGACAUUCUGGAAAACGAGGGCGAGGACCCCGUGCUCGCAAUGAAAAUGCACCUCGUCAAUGACGCAAACGAUGAAAUUGGCUGGACAAACUUCCACUGGAAGCUCUUCGUCCUCAACGGCUUCGGGUACGCCGUCGACUCGCUCAUCGCCCUGGUCCAGUCCGUCACAAACGCGGGCGCAAUGCUCGAACUCGGCAAGCCGUCCACCUACUCGAACGCGGGCACCGUUUCGCUUUACGUGGGCCUGCUCAUCGGAGCGAUUUUUUGGGGCUUCGGCGCGGAUAUCAUUGGGCGAAGGAUCGCGUUCAACGUCACGCUGCUCAUCACGUCCCUCGCGACAAUCGUCUCGGGUGCGAGUCCGAAUAUCGAAUCGUGGGGCUUCUUCACUGCGCUAUCGGCGUUUGGAGCUGGCGGUAACUUGGUGCUCGAUCCGACGGUCUUUCUCGAGUUCCUCCCGAGUAAUAAGCAGUGGACGGUAACGGCGCUCGCCUUGUGGUGGGGUUUCGGACAGGCGCUGGUGGGCUUCAUUGCAUGGGGAUUCUUGACCCAGGAGCGAUGGAACUGCACUGAGGGCAUGGAUUGCAACUGGUCUAAUAAUCCUGGCUGGCGCUACGUCUCCUUCACCUCGGGAGCCUUCGUCUUUGUCGCGUCCGUUGCGCGAGUGACUGUCAUGCGCCUGCAGGAGACGCCAAAGUACCUUCUCAGCGUCGGCCGCGAUGAAGAUCUGGUGCGCAACUACCAAAAGAUGGCGCAAAAGUACAACCGACCCUGUUCGCUCACGCUGGAGAAAUUGACGGCGUGCGGGCAGAUCAAGAACGCUGGCCAGAGCAGAAACAACUUCAAGUUUGUGCUUCGCGAGUUAGGCGCACACGUCAAGGGUCUCUUUUACACCAAGAGAAUGACGCUUAGCACUGUUUUGGUUUGGCUGUCUUGGACGCUGAUCGGUCUGGCGUAUCCCUUGUUUUAUGUCUUCCUGCCAUCAUAUCUUGCCUCGAGGGUGCCGGAUAGCACCGAGACGCCAUUCGAGACGUGGCGAAACUACACGUUGACCAAUAUAUCUGGCAUUCCUGGCCCGAUCAUCGCUGGUUACCUGGCUAAUCUUCCUCACAUCGGCCGCAAGUACACCAUGGCCAUUGGCGCUUUGCUCUCCAUGGCGUUCUUCUUUGGUUACACAGCGGUGUCGACUGCUGACCAGAACAUCGGCCUCAGUUGCGCGAUUGCAUGUGCAAUCAACAUUUACUACGGUACACUGUACGCAUAUACCGUCGAGGUUUUCCCAUCAGCUCACCGCGCCACGGGCAACGGUAUCGCGGUCGCCUUUAACCGUCUUAUGGGCAUUGUGUCUGCUUUCGUUGCGAGCAGUGGAAACACGGCAACAUCGGUUCCUUUGUAUGUCUGCGCGGCACUGUUUGGAGUCAUGGCCGGCGUGUCUGCUCUGUUCCCCUUUGAGCCGUAUGGAAAGAGAAGUUCCUAGACUUGCUAGAAGUUUUCUACUUUACGCUUGGUUGGUAGUGUCGCAUCGGAAAGGAAGUAGCCUCCAGAUAUUUGGAUUACCUCGGCCUGACUUGUCCACUGGAUACGGCACUGUAGCAGCGAAACUAGCUGGAGAGAGGAAGGCAAGAAGACUCCAAUCUUCCCAUCUCGUUUGCUUCUGCAACAGAACUCAGUGUCGAGAAGUUGAUGGACUCUAGAUUUGGUCUCGAUGAAUUCCUUGGUUUCAGAAGUCUUUAUUGCGGUUCUGAAGAGCAUCUUAGACGUCAUAGACUGAGAGGCAUGCUUCAUUUUCGGAGAGGAACAUGAUUUCGCGGCUGGACGUGUUGUCAACAGCCGAGAUGUUAGAAAGUUUGAUUGCUCCAUUACAAAAUACGAUACCCCCGUUCAACUCCAGUUUUACCCGAUUCCUACUUUGCCUAGCUAGUUAGUACUGGUUGAUAACGAC
This is a messenger RNA of Colletotrichum acutatum, 2397 nucleotides long. RefSeq names its product major facilitator superfamily transporter. Gene Ontology annotation, molecular function: transmembrane transporter activity. Gene Ontology annotation, biological process: transmembrane transport. Bases 346 to 1932 code for a protein of 528 amino acids. The record is from RefSeq and is a predicted model, not a curated record. Lineage: Eukaryota; Fungi; Ascomycota; Sordariomycetes; Glomerellales; Glomerellaceae. Gene Ontology annotation, cellular component: membrane. The transcript is spliced from 5 exons.